AUGUCUGAGGAAAAUAAAACUGUAUCUGAUCCUUCACAGGAUCGUAUUCAAACAAUGGUGGACGCAUCUGUGUCCAAAUCGGUUCAAGCAGCGAUUGUCACCUUACAAGACACAAUCACAAAAUCCAUGAACCUGGUUUUGGCACGGGUUAAAGGACCUGGAAAGUCCAAAUCAAAGAGACGACAUUUGUCUGUUGAUCCUUAUUCCAAACCUACUAGAUACACUUUAGAAUCUCAUACCCCCUCCAAAUCACAGGCAAAUGACUCCGUCCCUAUAAGGGGAAUUAACCAGUCAGAUAAUACUUCUUCCACCCUAGAAGAGGCUCACUCCUCUAAACGGAAAAAAGUGGACUUUAGAUCCAAACCAGACUCCUUUAGAGAGUCCUCAUCUGAAGAUUCUGAUCACUCAGACAUUGAGGAUGUGGACGAUAUUUUAUAUAUCUCUGAGGAAGGUGGCUCAGACCAUGACGACCCUGCUCUGCAGGACGACACCAAAACAGGUGAUUCUAAUGACCCCUUUUUCGAUCCCUCAUUGAUUUAUCACCCUCGGUCAGGGGAAUUGUUACCUGAACCUAAGGUAGCUGAAUAUCUGGCUAUGUGGGUAUUUAAAUCUCUGGACAAGGCUUCUAGGAGCAAAUUAAAGUCAGAGUGCCCCCGCCCAUCUCUCCCGCAUAAUUCUUCGGCCACCCCCGAGUUGGACCCUUUACUCAAUAAAUUUUUAUUUAAGACGGGAAAGAAUCCAAAGAAAGGGAUCGACCGCAGCUUCAAGGCUUGCCAGGACAAACUUAUGGACCUGCUAGGUCCAUUAACCAAAAUUCUCAAUUUGGCAGAACUGGCUUCUAACUCAAAUACUUCGGUGGAUACCGAAACUCUGAAGGGAUGGGCUCAAAGAGCCAUAUGCUUAUUCGGCAAUGCCAAUGCCGCUCUCUCUACAGAGAGAAAGAGGUCUAUUCUAAUGAAAAUAGACCCGCAGUUGACCAAUUUGGCCUCUACGGAGCCACCUAAUCCUACUAAAGGAUUACUCUUUGGAGACGAGUUCAUAAAAGAAAUGAACAAAUACGUGGGCCUGUUUUCGUCUUUAAGUAAGGCACAGGUCUCUAUGAAGAAGGUCUUCUCUCAGAAGAUUUUUGGAAAGGCUGGAAGAGGCAGGGGCCGCUCUUCCAGCCGCUCAACUCAGUAUAGACCCCAAUAUAGAACCACAUAUAACCCACCACAACCCUCCUUCACUACACCCACCCCGACACCAUUCUUCCCAUACAGGGGCAGACCUUGGCGCGCACGAGGACAACGGGGUUACCCACGAUCCAGACCAUCUUCAGUGCAACAAUAACCCAUCAGUAUUCUUCAUCUGCAACCUCUUCGUAUGGUGGAUUUG
Messenger RNA from Hyla sarda, 1374 nucleotides. RefSeq lists its product as uncharacterized. The record is from RefSeq and is a predicted model, not a curated record. Lineage: Eukaryota; Metazoa; Chordata; Amphibia; Anura; Hylidae. The transcript has 3 exons. The coding region runs from base 1 to 1329 and encodes 442 amino acids.